AUGGGUGAACAAGCCACCAAGAUUGGCCAUGGCCUGGCCAAGGGCCUUGGUAUCAAGGUCGCCUACAGAGACCCCAUGGGCCCUUCUAAUGAACCUGUCACCAGAGGCGAGUCGACCUUCUCCGUUGGCACCGUCGAUACCUGUGCCUACAAUGAACCGGAGCCCAACAGUAUCGAUUGGCUUUGCGAGAUUGCCCCGUCUGGCCAGCAGAUCAUCAGCUACUUCGUCAACCUGUUCCCCUUCUUAAAUUGGAUUACUCGGUACAAUAUGCAAUGGCUCAUUGGUGACUUGGUAGCUGGCAUUACUGUUGGUGCUGUUGUCGUGCCCCAGGGUAUGGCGUACGCUAAACUGGCUGAAGUGCCUGUGCAAUAUGGACUGUACUCUUCGUUCAUGGGUGUCUUGGUUUAUUGGUUCUUUGCAACUUCCAAGGAUAUUACUAUUGGUCCUGUAGCCGUCAUGUCUACCUUGACUGGUACCAUCGUGCUUCAGGUCCAGGCCACAUACCCCGAUUAUCCCGCUCAUAUGAUUGCUUCCACUCUUGCUGUGAUUUUGGGUGGUAUCGUUUGCUUCUUGGGUUUGAUCCGUCUGGGUUUCAUUGUGGAUUUCAUUCCACUCCCAGCUAUCUCUGCGUUCAUGACGGGCUCUGCCAUUAGCAUUGCCUCCGGACAGGUUAAGACCAUGCUCGGAGAGAGCGCCGACUUCUCCACUCGUGACGCGACCUAUCUGGUUAUUAUUAACAGUCUGAAACACCUCCCCAGUGCGGACAUUAACGCCGCUAUGGGUGUCACUGCAUGUGCCAUGUUGUACAUCAUCCGCUCUGGCUGCACUUACGCGGCUAAGAAAUACCCGGCCAAGGCGAAGAUCUGGUUUUUCGUCUCGACUCUCCGUACCGUGUUUGUCAUUCUGUUCUACACCAUGAUUUCCGCAGCCGUGAACUUGCACCGCAAGGAUAACCCUCUGUUCGACAUGCUCGGCUCCGUGCCUCGAGGCUUCCAGGGCGCAGCUGUACCGAAGAUGGACCGCAAGAUUAUCAGCGCCUUCGCCAACCAGCUCCCAGCUGCCGUGAUCGUUCUCUUGAUUGAACACAUCGCCAUCUCCAAGUCCUUUGGUCGUGUCAACAACUACACCAUCAACCCUUCGCAGGAGUUCAUCGGAAUUGGUGUUACCAACUUGCUCGGUCCAUUCCUGGGCGGCUACCCAUCCACGGGAUCUUUCUCACGAACUGCUAUCAAGUCCAAGGCCGGUGUCCGGACCCCGUUGGCUGGUUUGAUUACCGCCCUCGUUGUGCUCCUGGCUAUCUACGCCCUGACUGAGGUCUUCUACUACAUCCCUGAGGCCUCCUUGUCCGGUGUCAUUAUCCACGCCGUGGGCGAUCUGAUUACGUCGCCCAACACUGUCUACCAGUUCUGGCGUGUUUCUCCGCUUGAUGUUCUGAUCUUCUUCAUUGGUGUUGUUGUCACUGUUUUCUCUUCCAUUGAGGAUGGUAUCUACUGUACCAUAUGUGUGUCCCUUGCUGUGCUGCUGUUCCGUGCCGCCAAGGCCCGCGGUCAAUUCCUCGGCCGGGUUACGAUCCACUCUGUGGUUGGAGAUCAUCUGUUGGACAACGAUGGCAAAUACGGCUCCCUCGGAACAAACCAGCACCCUCCUGAUCACGACGAGCACCACCACCGCUCGAUCUUCCUUCCCGUCAACCAUGCCGAUGGUUCCAACCCGGAUAUCGAGCUUGAGCAGCCUUACCCCGGUAUCUUCAUCUACCGCUUCUCCGAAGGCUUCAACUACCCCAACGCCAACCACUACACCGACGCCCUGGUGCAAACCAUCUUCAACAGCACUCGCCGCACAAACCCACAUGCCUAUGCUCGUCGUGGCGACCGUCCCUGGAAUGACCCGGGUCCACGCCCUGGUCGGGCAGUCGAGGAGACUGAAGACACCCGCCCGCUCCUGCAAGCCGUUAUUCUGGACUUCUCCUCUGUCAACAACGUGGACACCACCUCAGUCCAGAACCUGAUUGACGUGCGCAACCAGCUGGAUCUGUACGCCUCCCCACGCAGCGUGCAGUGGCACUUCGCCCACAUCAACAACCGCUGGACCAAGCGAGCCCUCGCCGCUGCCGGCUUCGGUUUCCCCACCCCAACCUCUAGCGACGGUUUCCACCGCUGGAAACCCAUCUUCAGUGUCGCCGAGAUCGAGGGCAGUGCCUCCGCCGCCGCUCACGCUGAGAUGAUCAACAACCAGCGCGAACAGGCCCUUCACAAGCAUGACGUCGAAGCCAACUUCCACAAGCACGGCUCGACUACCGAGCGCGAGACAGAGACUAUCGAGUCCACCUCUUCCCAGGACAGUAGUAUCAUCGCCGAGGACAAGCAGCUGCAGCACGACCUGAAGGAUAGCAAGGCCUACCGCGGUCGACGCAAGGUCGCUUUGGUCCAGGGUAUGAACAGACCCUUCUUCCACAUCGACUUGACCAGCGCCCUGCAAAGUGCCGUUGCGAACUCGUCGGACGUGAUCCCGGAGAUCCACUAA
This is a messenger RNA of Penicillium pulvis, 2523 nucleotides long. Its product is annotated as SLC26/SulP family anion transporter. The coding region runs from base 1 to 2523 and encodes 840 amino acids. Gene Ontology annotation, molecular function: secondary active sulfate transmembrane transporter activity. NCBI's taxonomy places the organism in Eukaryota, Fungi, Ascomycota, Eurotiomycetes, Eurotiales, Aspergillaceae. The record is from RefSeq and is a predicted model, not a curated record. The transcript is spliced from 2 exons. Gene Ontology annotation, cellular component: membrane. Gene Ontology annotation, biological process: transmembrane transport.